AUGUGUGAGGAGCAGCUGUCCUGCUGUGCUUUGUGUCAGGACGUCCUGAAGGAUCCAGUCUCUACCAGCUGUGGACACUGGUUCUGCAGACAGUGCAUCACCUCAUACUGGGACCAGUCUGCUUCAUCAGGAGACUCCUCCUGUCCCCAGUGUGGACAAGGAUCCAGAACAAGAGCUGGACUGCAGACAGCCAGUCAGACCAGCACUGGUAACAGAAGACGAGGCUUCACUGACGCCCAGAAGGACGAGUACUUCAGGAGGAGAGUCAGUGAUGAAGAGCGGUCCAGCAGAAUCAUCUCACACAUCAAGACAUCCAGGAGCCUCCACAUCAUGUGUCUAAUCCCAGUCUUCUGCUGGAUCACUGCUACAGUCCUGGAUCACAUGUUGACUACAGAGCAGAGAGGAGAGCUGCCCAAGACCCUGACUGACCUGUACUCACACUUCCUGCUGGUUCAGGCAAAGAGGAAGAAGCAAAAGUAUGUUGAAGGACAUGAGACGAGUCCACAGGAGCUGACGGAGGCUGACAGGGACGUUCUUCUGAAGCUGGGGAGGCUGGCGUUUGAACAGCUGGAGAAAGGAAACAUCAUGUUCUACCAAGAAGACCUGGAGCGCUGUGGUCUUGAUGUCACAGAGGCCUCGGUGUACUCAGGAGUUUGUACAGAGAUCUUCAGAAGAGAGUGUGUGAUCUUCCAGAAAACAGUCUACUGCUUUGUUCAUCUGAGCGUUCAGGAGUUUCUGGCUGCAGUCUACAUGUUCCACUGUUACACCAACAGGAAGACAGAGGUACUGAUGACUUCCUGGGUACAGACUUCAGUCAAAAGAACUCAAAGCCAAAGUUUUUCCUCAAGAAGAUUUCUAAGUUUUUUGGAAAGAGUGAAGACCAUUACCCAUCUCUGGAUGAGUUCCUGA
Molecule: messenger RNA, 909 nt
Organism: Epinephelus fuscoguttatus (brown-marbled grouper)
Lineage: Eukaryota; Metazoa; Chordata; Actinopteri; Perciformes; Serranidae
Product: protein NLRC3-like
Exons: 2
Coding region: 1-909 (302 amino acids)
Source: RefSeq, a predicted model, not a curated record